This is a messenger RNA of Zonotrichia albicollis (white-throated sparrow), 326 nucleotides long. The record is from RefSeq and is a predicted model, not a curated record. NCBI's taxonomy places the organism in Eukaryota, Metazoa, Chordata, Aves, Passeriformes, Passerellidae.
GCCCGCCAUGAGCGGCUCUUUCGAUAAGAAGCUCUCCAGCAUCCUGACGGACCUCUCGGGCUCCCUGAGCUGCCAUGCAGCCUCCAAGGACUCUCCCACCCUGCCCGAGUCCUCGGUCACCGACCUGGGCUACUACACGGGCCAGCACGACUUCUACCCGGGCCAGUCGUACGGGCAGCCCGUGGGCCACUACCCCUACCCGCAGUUCAACCUCAACGGCAUCGGGGCCGCGGGCACCUACUCGCCCAAAUCCGAGUAUUCCUACAGCCCCUCGUACCGCCAGUACGGGCACUUCAGGGAGCAGCAGCUCCCGGCGCAGGAGGCAG